Molecule: messenger RNA, 3107 nt
Organism: Jatropha curcas
Lineage: Eukaryota; Viridiplantae; Streptophyta; Magnoliopsida; Malpighiales; Euphorbiaceae
Product: Chaperone DnaJ-domain superfamily protein
Source: RefSeq, a predicted model, not a curated record
AUAUCAUAACCUUGACCAGUACAAGAUAAUCCCAAAUAGUGAUUACGGUACGGUUACUGAGCAAGCCAAACAGACACAAACAAGAAGACCAUCCAUCCUGGAUGAUGAUGAUGAUGUUCAGAACAGCUGCGUUUACCGCUCUGUGUUACCUCUCUCUCUUUCUCUUUCUCUUUCCUUCUAUUCAGUCCCAAUUUCUGACGAUAUUUUUAGGGCUUUUAUUGUCUUAAUCACUCAUCUCUGGCUAUUGGGUCUUCCUUUAUUUCGCUCUCUCCCUUCUAGCUGGUAGCUGUACUCAGCGUAGCUCAAGGUUAUGAUAUUCACAUCAUAUUAAUGUUGCAAGUCGUGAUUCUCUUGAUAGAAUUAGAAAUGAAUUAGUUCAACUUCCUUGUCAAGAAGUACAAUAAUAUAUUAACUGUGAUGGCUCGUAAAGGUAAUCAACAGAGGAAUGGGGUGGAUCGCCAUACUUCAAACCACAAAAAAAAGGUUUCAGAUUCAGGGUAUGCAAUUCCAGAUCUGAAAGGACAAGGAAAAGCUAGUGAAGUGAAGGUUUUUCCUGGAGAAGAAAUCCCAAAUGGUAAUCGGCCUAGUAGUCUUUCUACAGAUCACAAACCUAAGCAAAAUUCUGGAAAAUAUCAGAGAAGAGAGGAGCAAGGUAUAGAUCAAGAGCAGGAUCCAGGGGCGCCAGUGUCAUCUGGGAAUAAUUCAGGGGAUUGCAGUAGUCCUUUUAUGCAAAAUUCAAGUAUAAGACAAGGAAAUGGAACAUUACCUGGAAGGGAAAGUAGUCCAAAACUUGCAAAAAAUGGAUUAAACUACUUGCUUAAUAGCUUGCGUAUGAAAAAGGUGUUGGAAAAUGUUGAGUUUUUAGGAAAUAUGGCAGUUAGAAACUUGCGGCCAUCGACUUUGUCCAUAUUGAAGGCAGCAGGUGAAUGGCUGGAGAGGCAAGGGCCGGUGUUUGCUAGGUUAACAACCAACAUCUACAAUGCUCGUGAUUAUGUUAAACUGAAGGUUGAGCAAGCGUAUCCUGUUGUUUUGAAAUGGCUCAUUAAUUUCGGGAACAUAAUGCUUCUUCUGUCAGUGGUUUGGUUGGAUUUCACUCUUAGAGGCAUUGAUUCCUUUUUACGGCUUGGGACAACAUCCUUUUUUUCAGUUAUAUGGUGUAGCAUCAUGUCAGUAAUUGCAAUGGUUGGGUUGUUCAAGUUUCUGAUCGUUCUGGCCAUAGCUGCAUUUGUGGGAGUAUUCAUCGGUCUCACCCUUGGACUUUUAGUAGUUGCCGCUUCUGGAACAGUUUUUUUAUGGCUUUAUGGAAGUUUUUGGACAACAAUAUUUUUCAUUCUUAUUGGAGGGUUGGCAUUCAUGUUGCGCCAUGAACGUCUUGCUCUUCUGAUCACUACUGUGUAUUCCAUAUAUUGUGCAUGGACAUAUGUUGGAUGGCUUGGCUUACUUUUAGCCUUGAAUUUGUCUUUUAUCUCAAGUGAUGUUCUGAUAUAUUUUCUAAAGAAUAACAUGAACCAACGCGGAAGAUCCAAUAGAUUCCCCGAACAGACUGCAGGAGUGGAAGGUCAAUCAGGCUUCUCCAAUGGCGAGCCUUUUCAUGCUUCUUUCUCUGAUACUAGCCCAGGGUCAUCGUCAGAUCGUAGCCCUGGAGUCCCUUCAACCAGUGGGGCUGAUUCUGAGUUGACUUCUGAAGAAGAAGUUAUUCGGUUGUUGAACUGUACUGAUCACUAUUCAGCGUUGGGUUUUUCCCGCUAUGAGAAUGUGGAUGUAUCUUUACUAAAGAGGGAGUAUAGAAAAAAGGCAAUGUUGGUUCAUCCUGACAAGAAUAUGGGAAAUGAGAAGGCUGCAGAAGCUUUUAAGAGACUUCAAAAUGCGUAUGAGGUUUUGCUUGAUUCCUUGAAGAGAAAAGCAUAUGAUGAUCAAUUAAGGAGGGAAGAGUUGCUGAACUAUUUCCGCAGGUCUCAAAGCACUUCUCAGAAGAAUGGAGAGCGUAGUUUUUUUGCCUCUGGAUUUGGUCAUUCAGAGGCUGAAGAUGAAGACCCUUUUGGAGAAUCAAGACGCAUAGCUUGCAAAAGGUGCAACAAGUUUCAUGUCUGGGUACAUACAACAAGGUCAAAAUCUCGAGCAAGAUGGUGCCAGGAUUGCAAAGACUUCCACCAGGCAAAGGAUGGAGAUGGAUGGGUUGAGCAAUCAUCUCAACCAUUCUUUUUUGGAUUAUUGCAGAAGGUUGAUGCUCCCACUGCAUAUGUUUGUGCAGAUAGCAAGAUAUAUGAUGCUACUGAAUGGUAUAUUUGUCAGGGAAUGAGAUGUCCGGCCAACGCUCACAAACCAAGCUUUCAUGUCAACACCAGUGUUACUACCAAGCAUAAUACUGGGAAGGGACCAAGCUCAGGACAAAGAAGUGGCUGGACGUCAGCAUCUAACAUGGAAGAGACUAUGACAGAGGAAGAGUUCUUUGAGUGGUUUCAGAAUGCAAUGCAAGCAGGUGCAUUUGGUGUCAGUACGUCUGCCGAGAGCCCACCUGCCAAGGCCGGAAAUGGUCCUAAGAGCAGUAGCAGUGGAAAUAGCAAUACCAGUGGUAAUAAAAGGAAGAAAAAGGGCAAAAAGCAAUGGUGAAAGUUAAUAUUUUCAAUUUUUUAUUUUCUAAUUAUGUAAGCAUAUUCCAACCCUAUAAAAAGGGCUUAUAAGCUUCAAGAAAGGCCUUUUGUCUUUUCUUAAUGAGGGCCUGAGGAAAAUUACAAAAAGAAAAUUAGUUUGAAUCAAUUGAGUUGUUUUCUGCAUGUGUAGAAGUCCCUUAGUCUUCUUACUGCACUGUUCGUAUAGUGUCUGUUGUCUCUAGGCUCUCUCUCCCUCUAUCCUCCAUAGAAAAGGGCCUUUGGCAGAUUUGACGCUAAUGGAUUAGGGAGAUAGUGUUAGAAAAGAGAGAAGAUACAGAAACUCAUCGCUAUGAUUAUAUCUGUAGCAACUCCAAAUUGAGCCAUGGAUCGGAUGCCACUGUAAAGAGAGGUCGCAACGACAUGCAGUGAAUAAAUUUACAGUAACUAUAUAAUAAUUCAUGUGUAUUUACCUAUCCAUUUGGUUUUUAAUGAAGGAAAAAAUUAAUUGAAUUUAAA